Molecule: messenger RNA, 396 nt
Organism: Desarmillaria tabescens
Lineage: Eukaryota; Fungi; Basidiomycota; Agaricomycetes; Agaricales; Physalacriaceae
Exons: 3
Coding region: 1-396 (131 amino acids)
Source: RefSeq, a predicted model, not a curated record
AUGUUCUUUCCCACCAUCCUCGCCCUUCUCGCAUCUUAUGCUAGCGCACAAUAUGUUAUCCCAAUACCGAUAGCAACAGAUGACGGAAACAAAGGACACUUCUCAGCCAAAGCUGCCGGAAUCGUCUUUGGCUGUAUCUUUGGGUUAUUGUUCUUGGGGUGCUUCUGCGAUUGCAUUUGGACGAAGCGGAGGAUUCGAAGGGAGGCUCGGAGGCGGCGCGAUUUAGAGGAGGUUGUGGGGGUUCCAGAGGCUGCUGUGCUGACGCAGAGCGUGAAUGAAGGCCGUAAGGAGAGCGAGGCUGCAGAUCGUAAGGACGGCAUGUCCAUCAUGACUAUCAGUCCUCCUCCUCCAGCAUACACCUCAAGUAAUCACGGAAAUUUUGGCCCUUUGAUAUAA